CAACCAGGAGCAGCUCUCAGUGCCUGGGAUUGCAGUCGCACCUUUUCUCUCACAAACAGGAGCUGGAGAAUAGCAUUGGUCGCCCUUCCACAAACACUGAGUAUUCACUCCCAGAGUCAAUGCUGAUCUGUUCUCCCAACCAGCGUUUUGGCACCUCUGCUUGCCUGGCUAGAGCAAGGGGUCACCUUUAGUAUGGCUGUUUAAUCAGGUCCAACUACCCAGCCCAAGGAAAAGUUUAGAGUCUGGGGGGAGAUGGCCGCUAACCGAGCUGAGAACUUUACUACUGACUCCGAGCAAGCUUCAGACGGGCACGCUGCAGGAAGCCAGGAAGAGAUUCCAAUCUCUCCCUCUCCAAACAGCCAGGAUCCUGCAGCCCAGGAGCUAGUCGAUGAGAAUCCAGGGAACCAGAAUCCGCCGGGGAAGGAGCAGUUGAAUGAAGUGAACACUCCUGUGGAGGUUUUUGUUUUGAACACCGUUCCUGCAGACCAGGAUGUUAAAAAACCAAGUGGUUUGUAUUUGCAAGAUGGGAAACGUCGUGUGGAUUAUGUACUGGUGUAUCAGUAUAAGAAAGCCAACCGCAAGGGGCUCAGCUCCCGCCAGCAGUGCACAGUCAGCAGUUCUCAGCAGGAUCAAACAGAGCCCCCUCUCCAGCCCUCGGAAUUUCCGGAUGAUGAUAGGAGAAUGCGCAGAGAAGAAUUUGAACUAAACCUUAUCGAAUCUGGAUUGGAACUGGAAAGCGAUGAAGAGACAAAAGCUUAUGGCUUUGGAUUUGUGAAGAUACAUGCACCAUGGCAUGUGCUUUGCAGAGAAGCAGAAUUUCUUAAGAUUAAGAUGCUGACUAAAAAGGUCUAUGAAGUAAAGCAGAAAACUGGGAUCCUUGUGAAACUUUCUAACGUUGUGCAUAAAAUGACUUCGCCAUUGCGACCAAAAGUGGAUGAACAAAGUGAUGCUGCGUUUAAGCACCUUUCUUACCCCUUCUCCAGAGAAAAGAAGCACUUAUUUGAUCUUUCGGAUAAGGAUAACUUCUUCAGCAGUACAACAAGAAGCACAAUAGUUUAUGAAAUUUUAAAAAGAGCAACCUGCACCAGGGCAAAAUACAGCAUGGGGAUCACCAGUCUGAUUGCCAGUGGAGUUUACACAGCAGCCUACCCUUUGCAUGAUGGUCAUUAUGUAGGUGAUUCAACAGAGCAAAAUGAUAGGAAGCUCCUCUAUAAAGAAUGGGCUAGUUAUGGAAUAUUUUACAAAUUCCAGCCACUUGAUCUCAUUAGGAAGUACUUUGGUGAGAAAAUUGCCUUCUAUUUUGCCUGGCUCGGAGUUUACACACAAUUACUGAUUCCAGCAUCCACUGUUGGGGUCAUCGUCUUCCUGUACGGCUGCGCAACUGUUGAUGACAACAUUCCCAGCAUGGAGAUGUGUGAUGAAAGUGCCAACAUCACAAUGUGCCCGCUGUGUGAUAAAACAUGCAAUUACUGGAAGCUGAGCUCUACCUGUGCCACGGCCAGAGCAAGUCAUCUGUUUGAUAAUCCCGCAACUGUUUUCUAUUCAAUUUUCAUGGCAUUAUGGGCUGCCAUGUUUAUGGAACACUGGAAAAGAUGCCAAAUGAGGCUCAUCUCCAAAUGGGAUCUCUCUGGGUUUGAAGAAGAAGAGGAACGAUUAAAGGAUCAUCCACGACCUGAAUAUGAGGCCAGGGUUCUGAGUAAAGUUCUUAAGCAGGAACUCCAAAAGAAGGAAGAGAAGUCAUCGGAACCAGUGGAAGAACAGCCAAACAAAUGGAAAAACAGAGUUUGGUCUGCCAUGGCCGGGGUGAAAUUGACUGAAAAGGAGAAACUGACUUGGAGGGAUCGUACCCCCGCUUACAUCACCAACAUCGUCGCUGUUCUAUUUAUGAUUGGUCUGACCUUUGCAAUAGUAUUUGGAGUGAUCCUGUACAGAAUCUCCAUUGCAGCAGCUAUGGCUGUGAGCCCUGACCCUUAUGCGAGAAGCAAUGUUCGGGUCAUUGUCACAGCUACUGCGGUUAUCAUCAAUUUGGUGGUCAUUCUCAUUUUGGAUGAAGUGUAUGGCUCCAUUGCCAGAUGGCUGACAGUAAUUGAGAUUCCCAAAACAGAUAAAAGUUUUGAAGAAAAGUUAAUCUUUAAGGCUUUUCUGCUGAAGUUUGUGAAUGCCUACACUCCAAUCUUUUAUGUUGCAUUUUUCAAAGGCAGGUUCACAGGCCGCCCUGGAAAAUAUACCUAUAUUUUUCCUCACAUGAGAAUGGAAGAGUGUGCUCCUGGAGGCUGCCUGAUGGAACUCUGCAUUCAACUGAGCAUCAUCAUGCUGGGCAAACAGCUGAUUCAGAACAACCUGUUUGAAAUUGGCAUUCCGUAAGCAUUUACCUUUAUCCUGUACAGACUGGUGAAGGACGUGAGACUAGUUCAAUUACUUGUGAACUUGUGCUUUAUUUUUCCUGUUUUUCUUUCCUCCGUAUUGCUUUCACCAAUUAUUUAAGCUUCCAGUGUCUUUUGAGCCUCUGGUUUUAGGCCUGUAUCCUUGGGAGGAGGUGUCUAACCUGUACUCCAGCCUUUCCCAGAGUCACUGGGUAAACAGCUACCAGAAGGUGUAUGACACCAGUGGCAAGCAGUCUCUCUAUGAACUUGUGACUUUUGCUUGCAGCCUCUCCUCACUGGGACGGCUGUGAUCAAGAGCUCACCAAUGGAACAGACAGUCACGCAAACACUAUCCUAAUACAUUCCAAGAGAUAUUUUGGGUGACAGCUAACAGCUGUUAUUGCAUUGGCCUGUUGUACUCUCUGCCUGGUACUUGAUUCUAGUGAAAUCGACCUGAUGUGCUAUCGUAUAACCAGGUGUAGAUAAUAAAAGGUGCAGCCCCAUCCAUUUUGAACAAUCACCCAAGCUGUGCUCCUUCUCCAAUAUGCUGACAGUCCUAUGUACAUCUGUCUUUCAGGUGUUUUAUAUGAUGUGACAUCUAAACAGUAAAUUAUGCUUUUUGGUAUUUUGUGAUAUUGACAAGCUCCGGAAUGUUGUGUGGGAAGAGGGUUGAUGACGUGUUUAUCCA
This is a messenger RNA of Rhincodon typus (whale shark), 3051 nucleotides long. It is a transcript of the gene ano1a, whose product is annotated as anoctamin 1, calcium activated chloride channel a. Gene Ontology annotation, molecular function: protein dimerization activity; chloride channel activity. Gene Ontology annotation, biological process: chloride transmembrane transport. Bases 253 to 2364 code for a protein of 703 amino acids. The record is from RefSeq and is a predicted model, not a curated record. The transcript is spliced from 20 exons. Gene Ontology annotation, cellular component: plasma membrane. NCBI's taxonomy places the organism in Eukaryota, Metazoa, Chordata, Chondrichthyes, Orectolobiformes, Rhincodontidae.